Haemorhous mexicanus (house finch) is the source of this 3419-nucleotide messenger RNA. It is a transcript of the gene DDX49, whose product is annotated as DEAD-box helicase 49. The record is from RefSeq and is a predicted model, not a curated record. Gene Ontology annotation, molecular function: nucleic acid binding; ATP binding; RNA helicase activity. Lineage: Eukaryota; Metazoa; Chordata; Aves; Passeriformes; Fringillidae. Bases 26 to 1501 code for a protein of 491 amino acids. The transcript has 13 exons.
UGGGGCGCGCGGAGCCGGCGCGGCCAUGGCGGAGUUCCGGGCGCUCGGGCUGGCGCCGUGGCUGGCGGAGCAGGCCCGGCAGGUGGGGCUGCUCCGGCCCACGCCCGUGCAGGCCGCCUGCAUCCCGGCCGUGCUGCAGGGCCGGGACUGCCUGGGCUGUGCCCAGACGGGCAGCGGGAAGACGGCGGCGUUCGUGCUGCCGGUGCUGCACGUGCUGGCCCAGGACCCCUACGGCAUCUUCUGCCUCGUGCUCACCCCCACCCGGGAGCUGGCGUACCAGAUCGCCGAGCAGUUCCGGGUGCUGGGCAAACCCCUGGGCCUCAAGGACUGCGUGGUGGUGGGCGGCCUCGACAUGGUGGCCCAGGCCCUGGCCCUGGCCCGCCGGCCCCACGUGGUGGUGGCCACCCCCGGGCGCCUGGCCGACCACCUGCGCAGCUCCAGCACCUUCAGCCUGGCCAAGGUCAAGUUCCUGGUGCUGGACGAGGCCGACCGCCUGCUGGAGCAGGGCAGCGCCGACUUCAGCGCCGACCUGGAGCUGAUCCUGGGCGCGGUGCCCGCGCGCCGCCAGACCCUGCUCUUCAGUGCCACCCUGACGGGCACCCUGUGCCACCUGCGGGCCCUGGCUGCCCACAGCCCCUUCUUCUGGGAGGCCCCGGCCCCGGUGAGGACGGUGGAGGGGCUGGAGCAGAGGUACCUGCUGGUGCCCGAGGCCCUCAAGGACGCCUACCUGGUGCACCUGGUGCAGAGCUUCCAGGACCAGCACGAGGACUGGGCCAUCAUCAUCUUCACCAAGACCUGCAAGGACUGCCAGGUGCUGAACAUGAUGCUGAGGAAGUUCAGCUUCCCCUCGGUGGCUCUGCACUCCAUGAUGAAGCAGAAACAGAGAUUUGCAGCUUUGGCCAAGUUCAAGUCCAGCAUCUUCAAAAUCCUCAUUGCCACUGACGUGGCUGCCAGAGGUUUGGACAUCCCUGCAGUGCAGGUUGUCAUCAACCACAACACCCCAGGGCUGCCCAAGAUCUACAUCCACCGUGUGGGACGGACAGCACGGGCAGGGAGGAAGGGCCUGGCCAUCACCCUGGUGACACAGUAUGACAUCCACCUGGUGCACGCCAUCGAGGAGGAGAUCAAGCUGCAGCUGCAGGAGUUCUCUGUGCAGGAGCAGCUGGUGCUGGACAUCCUGACCCAAGUGAACGUCACCAGGCGCGAGUGUGACAUCGAGCUGGAGGGGAUGGACUUUGAUGAGAAGAAGGAAAUCAAUAAGAGGAAGCAGAUGAUCCUGGAGGGGAAGGACCCGGAGCGGCGGGCGCGGCGCCGGGCGGAGCUGGGGCGGAUCCGGAGCCGGAACCGGGAGUGCCGGGAGAAGCUGCAGCAGCGCCUGCAACGGAGGAGGCAGCUGCAGCUGCAGGGGAAACUGCAGCGCAGGAUGGAGAGGAGGAGGAGGAGGAGGAUGGACCAGGACAAGGACAGGGACAAGGACAAGGAGGAGGAGGAGGAGCAGUGACACGGCUGGGCCUGGCCUGGAGUGCCCUGGGAUUGCUGCUGCUGUGGGAAAAUUGGGAUUGGACACUGGACUGUGGGAAAAGGGAAGAAUCCCAGAACCCUUGGGAUUGGGAUUGGGAUGGGGAUGGGGAUGGGGAUGGGGAUGGGGAUGGGGAUGGGGAUGGGGAGGAGCCCAGGGCUCAUCCAGGGGCAGCCACAGCUUCUCUGGGAAUUCCAGCCAGGAAUUCCUGCCCAAAUCCCACCCAGAUUCCCCUUUCCAGUUUAAAUCCAUUCCUUGGGCCCUGGGAUUCCCAAAUCCCAAAUCCAUUCCCUGGGAUUCCCAAAUCCCAAAUCAUUCCUUGGGCCCUGGAAUUCCCAAAUCCAUUCCCUGGGCCCUGGAAUUCCCAAAUCCCAAAUCCAUUCCCUGUGCCCUGGGAUUCCCAAAUCCCAAAUCCAUUCCCUGGGAUUCCCAAAUCCCAAAUCCAUUCCCUGGGAUUCCCAAAUCCCAAAUCCAUUCCCUGGAAUUCCCAAAUCCCAAAUCCAUUCCCUGGAAUUCCCAGAUCCCAAAUCCAUUCCCUGGGCCCUCCACCCCUCAUCCCAAAUCCUCUCCAGCUCCUCUGGGACUCCCUGCCCCUCUGGAAGCAGCUCCAAGUUUUCCCUGGAUCCCCCAUUUGCACUCAGGGGGUUUCCAGCAGGUUUUCCUUGCUCAUCCUGCUCUCCCCGUGAUUAAUUUCUCCCCUCAUUAACGCUCUGGCUGGGCUGUGAAUAAUUAAAAUCCUCAUUAGUGAGGCCUCAGCCAGGAGGGGGCUGGGAUGGAGCUGCUGCCAGACACAAAAAUGCACAAAAAGCACAAAAAUGCACAAAAAGCUGCAGCCAGACCCAAAAACGCAUCUUUGUCACCUUUGCAGCACAAGAUUGUCCCCCCUGGAAGCACAAAUUAAGGAAUUCAUCAGGGUGGUCAGGUUAAUGAGGAAUUCAUCAGGGUGAUCAGGUUAAUGAGGAAUUCAUCAGGGUGAUCAGGAAUUCAUCAGGAAUCCAUCAGGGCUGCAGAGGCCCCAGAGGGAGGUGUGGGUGCCCCAGCUGUGAAACAACCAAAAAAUGAACCAAAUCCUCUGGGAUUGGGGCUGGGAUUGGAACCAAAUCCUCUGGGAUUGGAACCAAAUAAAUCCUCUGGGAUUGGAACCCAAAUCCUCUGGGAUUGGGGCUGGGAUUGGAACCAAAUAAAUCCUCUGGGAUUGGAACCCAAAUCCUCUGGGAUUGGGGCUGGGAUUGGAACCCAAAUCCUCUGGAAUUGGAACCCAAAUCCUCUGGGAUUGGGGCUGGAAUUGGAACCCAAAUCCUCUGGGAUUGGAACUCAAAUCCUCUGGGAUUGGAACCCAAAUCCUCUGGGAUGGGGGCUGGGAUUGGAACCAAAUCCUCUGGGAUUGGAACCCAAAUCCUCUGGGAUUGGAACCCAGAUCCUCUGGGAUGGGGGCUCUGGACCAGCCCAGGGAGGUUUUGUCCUGGCUGGGGCCGGGUUUGAGGGAGGUGCUGGAGAGAAAUGGGAUUGAGCAGGGAGGAAGGAGGGAAUCCUUUGUGACCAGCCCCAUCCAUCCCAGCCUGGAGAAGGAUUUUAUUUAUUCCCAAAUGCUGAGCACAGGCCUGGGCUGGUCACAACGCAUUUCCAGAAGGUUCUGGCAGGGAUGAGAUGGCUCCAGGCCAGGGAGGGGACACUGGGCAGGGCCUGGGGGAGCUCAGGGCUGGCCCAAACCUGCUGUGGAAAUAAUUUUGUGUCAAUUUUGUGUGGUUUUGUGUCAGUUCUGUGUCAGUUUGCAAUGGAAUCAGCACACGCUGAUCGGAUCUGCUGCGUCCAAAACAGACACAAAGAAAAGUUUGGAAAUUUCUGACCAAACAGCCAAAGAAAGCUUUGAAAUAAAGGAAAUCAAGAGGUGAGGCAGCAA